Drosophila suzukii is the source of this 2225-nucleotide messenger RNA. Lineage: Eukaryota; Metazoa; Arthropoda; Insecta; Diptera; Drosophilidae. The record is from RefSeq and is a predicted model, not a curated record.
GGCGAAAAAAAUAAUUAUAGCCAAAUCUCUGAAAAAAAAUUGACCAAAUGAGCUGACAAUGAUCGGAUUGAAAGCGUCGACUCUUUGAGGCAGGCAUUGAAAUCAAACCGAAAACCCACGAAACCCGCCGGCAACUGAAUCCACUGAAUACUGGCAGCCAAAGAGAGGCCCUGAAAUACCUUGUGCCCAGCCUAGCAGCUGCAAUAAUGCACAUUUCUGCUGAGGUCAGUUCGACCACCUCAAAUCAAAUACAGCAGCAGCAGCAGCAGCAGCAGCAACACCAGCAGCAACAGCAACAUCAGCUGCAGCAGCAACAACAGCAGACAGCAACAACGACCACAACGAAGCGGCGAAAUGCAGAGUCCUCCUCUGCCAACAACAAUAACAACAAUACCAGCACCACCAACAACAACAGCAGCAGCAACAACAACAACAACAGCACCACGAACAACAACAACAAUAAUAAUAAUGUUAAAACAAAGCCCGUGGACACAAGUCCUUACUUGACCCCCGAGAAUCUCAUCGAGCGCACCGUCGACGUCCUGCUCGCCGAACAUCCUGGCGAACUGGUCAAGACGGGGUCACCACAUGUGGUCUGCACCACUUUGCCCACGCACUGGCGCUCGAACAAAACGCUACCGAUCGCCUUCAAGGUUUUGGCUUUGGGAGAGGUCAUGGAUGGCACUAUAGUGACCAUCAGGGCCGGAAACGAUGAGAACUUCUGCGGGGAACUGAGAAACUGUACGGCCGUGAUGAAGAAUCAGGUGGCCAAGUUCAACGAUCUGCGAUUCGUGGGCAGGAGCGGAAGGGGCAAGAGCUUCACCCUGACGAUUGUCAUCUCGACGAACCCCAUCCAGAUAGCCACCUACACGAAGGCCAUCAAGGUGACCGUGGAUGGGCCGAGGGAACCCAGAUCCAAGGUGCGACACCAGGGAUUCCAUCCGUUCGCCUUUGGGCCACAACGUUUUGGACCGGAUCCACUUAUGGCCGGAUUGCCCUUCAAGUUGCCAGGAUUUGCCCACCAUCUGGUGGGGAUGCACAGCCACCUGCAUGCGCCCGAUUGGCGUGCCCACAUGGCCUUGGGCGGUCGCCCGGCCGCCUUUCCCGCAGCCCCCUUCUUCACCCACCAUGCGGCGGCCUUUCCCACCGCCACUGGCCUGCGUGGACUGAGUGGGGACAGCCAGCAUCAGCAGCAACUGUCCACCGUCGGGGCGGCACACAGCACCACCAGUCCGGAGGGUUCCCCCACCACCACCACCACGAGCGGUACGCAGUUGAGCGCCUUUGUCCAGCCGCCGAUGACGUCAUCGCCGCCGCCGAUCACCAGUUUGCAGAAUGAUAAUAAUAACAAUAGCAGUCAUAAUAUUGAUGCGGGCUUUGAAAGCGAUAGCAUUUCGGUGACGGGAUCGCCGCGGAAAAGCUUGGGCUCACCUUUGACCCACGACGAGGAGGAGGCGGAAGCGGAGGCGGAGGGCGAGGGGGAGGCGGAGGCGGAGGAGGCGGAAGUGGGCGGCCUAAAUCUGAAUCUAAAUAAUGGCGGUAUCCAAAGCUCCCUGAGUGAAAGUUCCCCCGGUUCUGGUGGCGCCUUCACCGCCCUCAUCCAGCGCAGCGGCAAAAAUCCCACGGAUUUAUUUGGAGGAUUUGCUGCCGGAGGAGGAGGAGGAGGAGGGACAGGAGCAGGGGGAGGAGCAGGUGGCAACCACUUCGCACCCAGCGGACACAGCUUCAAUCCCGCCCUGGCUGCCCAACUCUUUUUGCAGAGCCCACUCUUGCCGCAAUCGAGCCAAUGGCUGUACACCCAGCUGUAUGGCAGCUACAGUGAUCUCCCGUGGUUGAGGAACGCGGCAGCGGCGGCGGCGGCGUCCAAUAUCAAUCCCAACCAGGAGAUACCGCCACUCGGCAGCAGCAGCAGCAGCACCACCGGCAAUCCCGACCACGACGGCGUCAAUCUGAUCAAGCGCUGCGUGACCCUGAUAACCCACAAUCCGCCGGAUGCGGAGAAUGCCAAUCCGAAUGCCUCACCGCCGGUCAGUUCGACGCGGCGAUCCCCGUCGCCGGUGGAGACCAUCGAUCUGGAUGACGUCAGCACCACCUCGCGGUCGGCCAGUGGGUCCAGCGGUCACGGGGGCGGAGGUGGAGGGGGCGGACCCAUCAGGACGCGAACCCCAAAACCAUCGGCGGAUGUCUGGCGUCCCUACUAGCGGCUGGCGGCCGCCUUGCUCGGC